Misgurnus anguillicaudatus (oriental weatherfish) is the source of this 2580-nucleotide messenger RNA. NCBI's taxonomy places the organism in Eukaryota, Metazoa, Chordata, Actinopteri, Cypriniformes, Cobitidae. The record is from RefSeq and is a predicted model, not a curated record.
CAGCCCACCGGUUUAGUCCGCUCAGUGGUCGCAGGCGUUCAUCUCACAGGGAUCGGGUCAUGAUCAUACAGACAUGAUGAGUUCCAACGAAGAUGUUAUAAUGGCGAUUCCCCGAGAGCUCACACAAAACCCACUGCGGAAAAUAUGGAUGCCGUACAAGAAUGGACUACCGGAAAAACACAUAUCUCAAAAGAGAGUUUGCAUGACCAACUGUCCCACCCUCAUUGUGACUGUGGGUUUGCCUGCCAGAGGAAAAACAUACAUCUCUAAAAAACUCACACGCUACCUCAACUGGAUUGGUGUUCCAACACACGAAUUCAACGUGGGGCAAUAUCGGAGAGAAUGUACGAAAACUUAUAAGAGCUUUGAGUUCUUUCGCCCAGAUAAUGAAGAAGGUCUGAAGAUAAGAAGGCAGUGUGCUUUGACAGCACUUAAUGAUGUCAGGCAGUACCUCAGUGUUGAGGGUGGACAGGUUGCAGUGUUUGAUGCCACAAACACAACCAGAGAGAGGAGGAACACUAUUACGAGAUUUGCAGAACAAAAUGGCUAUAAGGUGUUUUUUGUGGAGUCCGUGUGUGAAGACCCCAAGGUUAUUGCUGAAAACAUUGUGCAGGUGAAGCUGGGGAGUCCAGACUAUAUUGACUGUAACACUGAAGAAGCCGUCCAGGACUUUAUGAAGAGGAUCAAAUGCUAUGAGAACAGUUACCAACCACUGGAUGAAAACUUGGACAGAGACUUGUCAUAUAUAAAAAUAAUGGAUGUGGGCAACCGCUAUUUAGUGAACCGCGUCAUUGACCACGUUCAAAGCAGAAUUGUUUAUUAUCUGAUGAACAUUCACAUCACACCACGCUCCAUCUACCUCUGUCGCCACGGAGAGAGUGAACUUAAUGUCAAAGGUCGCAUCGGAGGGGACUCGGGCCUAUCACCCUGUGGAAAAGAGUUUUCUGAGUGUCUGGGCAGGUUUAUUCAAGAUCAAAAUAUAAAGGAUCUCAAAGUUUGGACCAGUCAGAUGAAGAGAACCAUUCAGACGGCUGAGGCACUGGGUGUCCCCUAUGAACAAUGGAAAGCACUCAAUGAAAUUGAUGCUGGCGUGUGCGAGGAGAUGAUGUACGAGGAAAUCCAAGAUCAUUAUCCUUUGGAGUUCGCCCUGAGGGACCAGGACAAAUAUCGCUACCGUUAUCCUAAAGGAGAGUCCUAUGAGGACUUGGUGCAGAGAUUGGAGCCUGUCAUUAUGGAGCUGGAGCGACAGGAGAACGUUUUGGUUAUUUGUCACCAGGCUGUUAUGCGCUGUCUGCUUGCUUACUUCCUUGAUAAGAGUGCAGAUGAGCUGCCAUACCUGAAAUGUCCCCUGCACACGGUCCUGAAGCUUACCCCUGUGGCUUAUGGCUGUAAAGUGGAGUCAAUUUCUCUUAAUGUGGAGGCAGUAAACACUCACAGGGACAAACCUGAGAAUGUGGACAUCUCCCGUAUGCCUGAAGAAGCCCUCGUCACCGUGCCCCCCCACCACUGACCUCUGACAUCACAUCCUGUACAUAAGCAAUACUCCCGUCAUGCUGCUCCAUUCUUUCUGUCACUCCUCUUAUUGGUUUCUGUGUUCAGGAACAUCAAGCAGAAUAUCAGUUAUGAGUCUUAAAGAUGAGAUUUGUAUAGUGUCUCUCUAUUGCCAGAUAGGUAACUGGAAUCCAGUUAUUAUUGAUUACUAACCCUAAUGUUGGGGUGCGCGUGUGUGUUCAUGCAUGUAGGUUUGCACAAAGCAGACGUGAAAUGGAUACAAUUUUCUUUUUGUAUUUUUUUUACUAAGUUUCUUUCUUUUUUCUGGAAUCACUUUAUUUUCAGGGGAGGUUCUCAUCCAUUCAGUGAUUAUAGCAAGUGUUUAUCUUUUCCACGUUUUCAUUGCGCAUUGUUUCAUAUAUAAUGGCAAACUUUAACAUCUCAUUCACACAGGUGGUUGUUAAAGGUUUAGCUGACAUUUAACGCUAAUAGAAACCCAAUCGUCUUGCAUGUAAUGCAUAUAACUGGUAAAAAUGGCUGCAGUGUACUUUGACUUUACUAACUGAACAACCUAAAUAUUGCAUUUCAUGAAAAGCAUGUGAUGAAAGAGCAAAGUGGCUCCAAAAAAAAACAGAUUUAUAAAUUUAGAAUGACACAAGAAACGUAAAAAAAUAUUACCUCUAAUAUGUUUCCUGCAAAAGCCAAAUACUAUGUUUACAAUUUUGAAGCCUUGUUAAAAUAGCAAGCUUUUUUGCACACUAAGCAUACUUACGCAUACUUUCCUAAAUCAUUGUAUUUUUUUAAUUGAUUUGUUUAAAUAUACUUUUUUGUUUAUAGUCUACAAUAUUGUUUGGAGAAAAAAUGAGUGUUUCUUAUUUUUGUUAUUGUAAGCAAGGUAAUGUUUUUUUUUCUUUUUCGGGAAAUGUAUGGCACUUUGAGGAAAAAUACGGCUCUAUGAAUCAGAAUCUGUGAAUCAUUUCUAUAGGUCUUCCUUGUGAUUGGUAGAGCUACUCAAUCUCAUGGUUCUAAGGUACACGCACAAUGUAAAGAUUUCUGAAAGUAGCAUCAAUAAACCUGUUUAAAAUGCAA